Molecule: messenger RNA, 1540 nt
Organism: Teleopsis dalmanni
Lineage: Eukaryota; Metazoa; Arthropoda; Insecta; Diptera; Diopsidae
Product: CCA tRNA nucleotidyltransferase 1, mitochondrial
Exons: 2
Coding region: 56-1480 (474 amino acids)
Biological process (GO): RNA processing
Molecular function (GO): nucleotidyltransferase activity; RNA binding
Source: RefSeq, a predicted model, not a curated record
UUGGCUUAUUCUGACUUCCAAAGUUAUAUGUUUUUAUUAAUAAGUUCAAGAAGUUAUGCGAAGAAUUUUAAUUAGUAGCAAUCGUAUCAUUCAAAGACAGUUUAAACAAUAUCAAACUAAUUUGACAAGUUCUGAAUUUAUAGCACCUAAAACCAUGGAUGUGAAAUUACAACCAAUGGGGGUAGCCACUCGAAUGCGAGAGAACCCGGCUUUUACAAAAAUUGAUUCUCCAGAAUUUCGAAGUAUAUUUACACCGGAACUAAAUGCGCUUAUAGAAAUUUUUACGAAAUAUAAUUAUGAAAUACGCAUUGCUGGUGGUGCAGUGAGGGAUAUUUUGAUGCAUAUUCAACCAAAAGAUGUGGACUUGGCCACCACUGCAACACCUGAGCAAAUGAAAAAAAUGUUCGAAGAGGAAAAUGUACGUUUGAUAAACGCAAAAGGCGAACGCCAUGGCACAAUUACACCACGUAUUAACAACAAGGAAAAUUUUGAGGUCACAACACUACGUAUCGAUGUACGCACUGAUGGACGCCAUGCGGAAGUGCAGUUUACAAAAGAUUGGCAAUUAGACGCCAAUAGACGCGAUCUUACAAUAAAUUCUUUAUUUUUGGGAUUUGAUGGCACUUUAUAUGAUUAUUUUUAUGGUUACGAUGAUUUACAGCAGCGGCGUGUAGUAUUUGUGGGAGAUGCCAGUGUACGUAUACAGGAGGACUAUUUGCGGAUUUUGCGUUAUUUCCGUUUCUAUGGUCGUAUUGCUGCAGAAGCACAUAAACAUGAUCAAGAAACUUUAAGUGCAAUAAGUGCAAAUGUUGAUGGUUUGAAACGUAUAAGUGGUGAACGAAUCUGGACAGAGCUACAAAAAAUUGUGGUUGGUAAUUUUAGUGAAGAAUUAGUUUUGGAGAUGAUAAACUGUGGCGUAAUAGCUCACUGUGGUCUACCACUCAAUCCUAAUGUUGUUGAAUUUCAACGACUUUGUAGAGAUCUCAAAGGAUUCAGUACGCCGCAUUAUCCUAUUUUGUAUCUAAUUAGUUUGUUACAUACGCACGAAGAUGCAAUAAGUUUACAUGAGCGAUUAAAAUUGUCCGCAUAUGAGAGAGACCUUGCUUUUUUCAUAACACAACAAAGACAUAAGGUUGACACAGAAUUAGUAACGUUACAGGAUUACCAAAAACUGUGCGUUCAUGCAUUUGCUAAACGAGAUUUUGUUGAAGAAUUGUUGAAAUACUGCAACAAGAAGAAUUUGUACGAAUCACUAAAGGCAUGGAAAAUGCCCAAUUUUCCAAUUAAUGGCAAUUUAUUAAAGGAACGCGGAUGUCCGCUUGGUAAAAAAAUGGGUUCUGUAAUGCUACAGUUGAAAGUGAUAUGGGCUGAUCAUGAUUUCUCAAUAUCCACUGAAGAAUUACUUGAUAAACAUCUUCCAGAAAUAUUAGCAAAGAUUACUCCGCCAACUACGCCAGCAAAAAAAAUGAGACAGUCAUAGCGAUGAUAAAUAUAGACGAAUGUGAUUAAUUUAUUAUUUUAAAAAAAUAAACAAUUUAUU